CGCCGAGGCGGCGCGGCCUCCGCUCCCUCCCUCCCUCCCUCCUUGUCUCCGUCGCUGCCCGGCCGCGGCGCAAUGUCGGGCGGCGCGGCGAGCGCCCCUAAGCCCCUCCCGUCCUCCGGGCCCAAGUCGCUGCGGGAGAUGCCGCAUCCCCUGGCCACGUCCAGCAGCGAAGAGAUGGGGCCGGCGCUCACCCCCAGCCCGGACCUGCUCCUGCCCCGCAGCAUCGCCGACAAGGAUCUCAGUCUGCCCAAUGGCACUCCCGUGGACACUUCUAGCCCAGCCUCCUCUUCAUCUCUUCUCAACAGACUGCAGCUGGAUGAUGACUUGGAUGUGGAAACUAGAGACCUCUUCGUUACUGUUGAUGAUCCCAAAAAACACGUGUGCACAAUGGAGACAUAUAUCACAUACAGGGUUACAACAAAGACCACACGAGCAGAGUUUGAUUUGCCAGAGUAUUCGGUCCGUCGGCGGUACCAAGACUUCGACUGGUUGAGAAACAAGCUGGAAGAGUCCCAGCCAACGCAUCUUAUUCCCCCUCUUCCUGAGAAGUUUGUGGUGAAGGGUGUUGUUGAUCGCUUUUCGGAAGAGUUCGUGGAGACAAGAAGGAAAGCAUUAGACAAGUUCUUGAAGAGAAUAACUGAUCACCCAGUGCUGUCUUUUAAUGAGCACUUCAGCAUCUUUCUCACAGCUAAGGAUCUUAAUGCCUACAAAAAGCAAGGAAUGGCUUUGCUGUCAAAGAUGGGGGAGUCUGUUAAAUAUGUUACAGGAGGCUACAAAUUAAGAAGUCGGCCACUGGAGUUUGCAGCCAUUGGGGAUUAUCUAGACACAUUUUCUCUAAAGCUUGGUACCAUUGACAGAAUAGCACAACGGAUCAUCAAGGAACAGUUGGAAUACUUGGUGGAACUGCGAGAAUAUGGACCUGUUUAUUCAACGUGGAGUGGGCUGGAGGUAGAGCUAUCAGAGCCGCUGGAAGGAGUGUCUGCCUGUAUUGGGAAUUGCUGCACAGCUCUUGAAGAACUCAGUGAGGACAUGACAGAAGACUUCCUGCCUGUACUUAGGGAAUAUAUAUUGUAUGCUGAGUCAAUGAAGAAUGUGUUGAAGAAGAGAGACCAAGUUCAAGCGGAGUAUGAAGCAAAACUGGAAGCAGUAGCCUUGAAAAGAGAAGACCGUCCAAAGGUACCCACAGAUGUUGAGAAAUGUCAAGACCGAGUAGAAUGUUUCAAUGCUGACCUGAAAGCAGAUAUGGAGAGAUGGCAGAACAACAAAAGACAAGACUUUAGGCAGCUACUCAUGGGGAUGGCAGAUAAAAACAUCCAGUACUACGAGAAGUGCCUUACGGCGUGGGAGUCAAUUAUACCACUAUUGCAAGACAAGCCAGAGACCAAAUAAGGAGUAUCUUCAUGGACAGUCUAGCACUUCUAUGCUCAGUACCACUAGUAAUACUGGAACUGUAUGGAGGACUCUUUUGUUAAGUUAACUGAAAUGACAGCUGCACUUAGUUUUUCAGAGAUUCUGUUCUAGCCUAUUUGAAUUUUUUCCUGAAUUUUUGUGUUAAAACUGGGGUAUGUUUCAUCUUUUUGAGUUAUCUUGAAUGGUUCCUUCUUUAUCCUAUGGAGUGUUUGGGGUUCACAGUGAAAGUGCAUGGGGAUCUUGAUAAAAUUUACCUCUCUAGUGUGGAAGGAACUGAUGAGUGGAACACUAAAAAGGUGAAAAUAAAACUCUACUGCAAGGUGCCGAAUGACAUCUUUAUUAUCAUUCUGUUUUGUUUGCUUAAGGAAAAGCCCAAUAAUUAUUUCUGUGAUACAGUACUCCCUAACCAAUCCUUAUCCUUUUUUUUUCUUUUUGAAUAGACAGGGAAAGGCUGGGAAAGAAUAUUUUCUGGUUUGCUAGCACCCAUGUGCUCCCUCUGGAUGAAAAGGUCUCUGUAGACUUUUUUGUCUGUGGGUCGGGCUGGUUCUAGACAGACCUUACCAACACCAGCUGCUGAUAGCUGGUGAUGCAAGCAUGACCUGUGGUUUUGUAAGUGUGGCAUGCUGUUGGUUCAUACUGAGUAUCUUUGUUUACUUUGGUGAUUAUGAAGUAAUGUCAGGUGACUGAAGUGUACUCAUGACUGACUUGGGGAUCAAAACUAGCCUAACUGUGGGAAUGAGUUGGACUGCGGCCCUUCAAGGAUUGUGGGAAUGGGGGAGGAAGCAUGAGUCUUUAAUUUUUCCAAAGCUAACUCUGGAAGCUGUGUGGUGGAGAUCUUACACCAUGCUUUAUAUAUGGGUUUUACUAGUGCUUCUUUAGGCUUGGUCACCGAAGAUGCCUGCUAUAUUAAAAGUACAACUCUUGUUUUCUCUCCCCACACUUGCUUUGCAGCAGCCAAAAGGUGUCAAAUACUUCUUUCCACCAAGCAUCAGAGUGUAUGAAACUUGCCUUAAAGGGGUUGGUGGGGGGAUAGGUGGGUGCCCUAUUAGGUACACAUAAUAUUCAUACCUGUCUCUGCGGAACCACAUGGCAAGUCUUUUAGGACUACUUUUGUUACUGAUCUAUUUUCUUAGUAGUUUCCAUUGGUCUUUAGAAUUGCAGCUGCUUCUGCAAGUCCCUUUUUUGUCCUUGCUUUUGCAAUCCAACCUCAAGUAAGUACCUGCUUAGUGUUAAUGGCCUUAAGAAUGCUGACACGAUUUAACCAUCCUAGUGAAGGGAGUUGGGGCUCAUAUGAGUGUAAUACUGGGAUUUAGGGCAAUAAAUAACUCUGUGCUUACUGCUAAAUUUGAGUGAUUACUUGUUCUCUGGCAACAUUCUUGCAAAGAAUGUGAGCAGUGAUUGAUUUUGUGCAACUUCUGUAUUCUCUUGUAACAACAUACCAGGUACUAGUCUGAUUUGGAAUUUAUUCUUUCAUAAACACCAACCAAACAUCCAGCCUGGUGGCUUUAUGGAACUCUCAAGAUGAGUUAUUGCAGCACUGUGGUAGCUGUCAGGCUAAUGAGAUGGUGCUCUCUGCAUGAAAAAGUAAAAUAUUAGACAUUUUAAGAAAUUUUUCUUUUUGUCUCAACCUUCAUUGACAACUCUGUGGUACAAAUGAACUAUGUUUCUUGUUUUAAAGUCAGUUUGUCAACAUGCACUUUUUGGUGUAAAUGGGAACUCUGGUUUAAGUUACUGUUAGGUUCAGAGUCACAGACAGCUCUUGUUCAGGAGAAGUACUUAAGGGGAUCAUCUUGAAGCAAUCUAGAAUAAGCACCUGCAUACUAUCUAAUAGUCUGUCCUUCAGGGUUACAGGCUUCCCCAUUUUCCACAAAGAAAGAUCAACAUGCUUUUUGAAUUAGUUCAAAUUAGCGGAAUAAAUGGAGUUGACUCUACAACAUUGCUGGGACUCAAGCAAAAUAUAUUUUGAACUUUUAGUCUUCCCACUAUCUUAUUAAAUAAACAGCACAAGAUGAGUAGAAAGAAAGGUAGUUUUUUCCUACAGGUGGUUUUAUAUGAUGCCUUACAACAUUAAGGGACUCUUUCUGCUUUGCUUUAUGUCAAACCGAGGUGGGUGUUGCUUCUGGGGAAUUCAGCAACUAACAUCACAGCUGUUCAUGAGAAGCAUAAUGGACAGUGGAGAGUACCAAGUGAAGUUCAAAUCAACAUGUAACUGUUGAGGCUGGAGCUGCUGAAGAUCGGGAUAUCUUACGUGAUCUGCACCAAAACCUCUUAAGCUCUUACAAGGGAAGUAAAACUUGACAUUCAAAGGAGAAGUCCUCUGCAAGUAUUGCUGCGGCGUAAUAAGGGUGUGCGUAGGUGGGUCCAAUUCCUACAGGCUGUGCAGUGGUCUGUUCUUGUGAAGAGUUGUUGCAAAUCACUCACUGAGGGAGAGGCUGUGGGGAAGUGUGGGGAGGAGCCUGACUGAUGUUUAGGGCAGCUGUGCCAGUCAGGAAAACCACCAAAGUUGCAGGAAAUUCCUGUAAGAUGUGCAGAGUGGCACUUGUUUCACAUAACUGCUGUUAGAGGGAGGUUGAGUCCUGAACUGAGAAUGAAACUUUAACAUGUUAUCCUAUAAUCCUUAUAGAAUAAGAGUCUUUACUUUGGGUGGUCCACACUUCUGUGAGAGAAACAGAAGAUCGUGGUAAAGGGAAACAGGAAUAGUGCAGGAGCUUAAUCUUUGAGUAAUAUGUUAGGUGACUUAAGAUGACUGUCUGCACGUGGUGCCAAAAUGACGCCAAAAGUAGCUGGUGCCCUUUUUAUGAGCCUAUUUAACACGUGGUUCUUUCGUCAGUCCUUAAAUCCACCCAGUUUUCCUCAUAGUCCGUAGCCAGAGCAAGAAGGCUCUUCAGUGGCUGCAGAAUUCACUGCUGCCCAGUUACUUCUGUAUAGUUUCUGUGGUGUUUGUUUAUUCUCUUAAGUGGCACCAGCACAAUAAAGCAAGCCCUAAUACCUUGUUUCUGUGCUCAGUAAUGGACCAUUCGUUGUUCAUGUAUACCUUUAUCAGGUUCUAAAUCUUGAAAUAAACAUUGAUGUUAAAACAUAAUAGCUUUUUCAGGUAUACAUUGAAAAAUGAAAAGGUAGUAUGUGUAGCCCUAAAGAUACAAACAGUUUUGGUGUGAGUUGUAUUAAAGGAUAAAGUAUGAUUCUUCACUAAAAUCUACUUGGACUUUUGCUGCACUUAAACUUGAGCUAAGGAUAAAGUAGUGGAAUAACUGAUAGAAACAAAGCAGCAUGAGUGGCAGAGAGUUCUGUGGAGGUACUGUGCAGUAGCCUUAAAGCAGUGGCUCUGCAUAACCUGUUCAUGACACAUACUGCUUCAGGUGUCAGUCCUGCAGAUGCAAGGGUACAAAGGAAUUCUUUCCCAGAUCAGCAGGAACUGUUCAUUGUUUUAAUGGGAGCUAUGCUUUUGUUAAAACUUGCACAAUUUAACUGCAUAUCAUUACGAUUAUUGUUGCAGACUGUUGAAAAUCCUUGUCGUGAUAACCACUGAACAAAACUGUAUAGACUAAGUUGGCUCAUUAGAUGUUCUGUCAUCUUAAAUUCUGAAGGUAGAACAUUCUUUCCUUGGGUGUAUGAAGUUUUAUUACAACAAUACAUAGGGAAAACAAGGACUUUUUGUUUAAAGACAGGCAAGUUGUUACGACUUGUUGGAUUUUUUUUUUUUUUUUCCCCCUCUUGUAAAGUAGUAAAGCUGGGGAUCAGAGGAGUUACCUUGCCUUCUGUUAGGCUGAAUGUGGCAUUUAAAACUUUUUGGGAGUGCUGUUGAACCAAUUUACAAAAUAAAAUGGCAGUUUUUAAUUCUGUGCUUAGCACUUUGAAGUCUUGCUGAAGUAUCUGACAUGUAGAAGUACUUAGUAAUGAACUGGACAAGUUUUAAGGUUGCAUGCCUAAAGCACAGUAAAUUUGCAGAAAAUAAUGAACUUUCCAAAGAGGUAUAAGUAGAUCACUCUUAUGUAAAUGGCAUGAUAAAACAAUAAGGGCUAGUCACUGUCCUAGACUACUUUGAAGGUGUUGGUAUUCUAUGCUUUGAAGCUAAACCAUUUCCUUAACCCUGGUGCUGGGAGAUGUAUCCAUACCUUCAGAUCAAGCUGCAGCGUUGUGUACAUUCCCACUGAACAAGGAGACAGGUUGCUGAGGGCCAGUCUUACGAAAAGAGCCAAAGGGCUUUUGUCUACAGUACACAAAAAUGAAGAAGCACCGUCCUUGUUCUUGCUUCUCUAUGCCUGCAACCCUCUGUCCCUCCCUAAGGUCUGGAGAGUUGGGCCAUGCAGGUGAGGGCAAGCUGGCUGUGAACUUCACACACUGUGUUGAAGGUGUCAGUGAUGGGGACCAAAACGGUGCCAGUUCCUUGUCCAGACUCUUCUGCUUUGACUCUAGUUCUGGUGAGUGCGUUUAUAGAGUGACUGUUCAUACCAUUAAAAUACAAAAUGAAAGCUGUGAAAAGACUUGUCUCUGUGUGAAUUAGCUAGUAAACAAUGUAGAAGUUCGAAGGAUGUACUUGGUCAAGUUGGCAACUGUGCUGUUGUUCAGACUCACAGGCUAGAAAAUGUCUUGCCUCCUGGUGCUGGCAUGUUUCUAUACCCUUUCUUAUAUCUCUUUAAAUAUACUUUGUGCAUUGUUUACUAUGGAGCUAGUAUUGAUGGAGAAAAAUGCUUUGAGGUAAAACGGUUUGUAAUUCUCUAUUAGUGUGUACAUUUUUUUUUUUUUUUUAAUGCACCACUUGUUUACCUCAUUUAAUUUAAUGGAAUGCACCAAUAAAUGUAUUAAAAGAUUACUCCUUUACUUAGAAUAAAGUUUCAUUUUUUUGCA
Molecule: messenger RNA, 6258 nt
Organism: Hirundo rustica (Barn swallow)
Lineage: Eukaryota; Metazoa; Chordata; Aves; Passeriformes; Hirundinidae
Gene: SNX30
Product: sorting nexin family member 30
Exons: 9
Coding region: 73-1389 (438 amino acids)
Cellular component (GO): cytoplasm
Molecular function (GO): protein binding; phosphatidylinositol binding
Source: RefSeq, a predicted model, not a curated record